CUUAAAGAAAUGCUGGUGUGCUUAGUCGACAAUGGGCUCCAAGACCCUUAAAGCGGAAGUGGGAUGGUAUUGCGUGUUCGUCUCCUGGUUUAUGGUGUCCCACUAAUGAUGUCGGUUAAGACAUGUGACAGGUCAAGCCAAUCACACGCCAUGGCACCAGCUUACAAAUCGGCUCUUCUGUCGGUCAGGGAUUUCUGUAAAUGGGAUGAUGGUGAUUAGCUGGGUUUACGAUGACGUACGGUAUCUUUGUGUUUAAUCAUUCGGAUCUUUGGCAGGUAGUGAAACAUCACAAUUCGCUUCGGUACCUGUAAAUACUGUUGAUUUUAUUUAUUAUAAAUGAAAAUCCAUUUUGAAUGAAGACGAUGCGUUACACUUACGUUUACUUAUAGACCGACCUGAUCUUUGUUUAAGUAUGGGUGCGAAGACAGUCAUGAAAAUAUCGAACAAGUGCUUGCUUUACAGGAAUGGAUUAAACAUCACGCCUUGAACUUACUUUGAGUGUUAAACUUUCCUUAACUGCAUUGUUUGUGGAGAUCACCGGACUCAAUUUUUUUUUCUUAUCUAGACUUUUUAAAUAGUCAUCCAACAUGGCUCUUAUGAAGGUGAAAUUUGACCUGAAGAAACGGGUGAAGCUGGCCCAGAUGCUAUGGCUCCUGUACUGGAUCUCAGUCAUGGCCGGUGUGCUUGUCUUCAGCAUGGGCCUUUUCUUUAAAAUUGAACUGCGCAAGAGAAGUGAACUCAUGGACAACAAUGAAAGUCAUUUUGUUCCCAACCUGCUAAUUGGUGUGGGCCUGUUGGCGUGCGGUCUCAAUGCCUUUGGGGGCAAGAUCUGCUAUGAUUCACUCGAUUCCAUCAAGUUCGCAAAAUGGAAGUCCAUUUUGAAGCCCUUUCUCAUCUGUUGUUUGUUCUUCAACGUUCUACUUGUCCUCACGGCGGUUAUGUGUUUUACCAUGCGCAUACCUCUACAGUUCACCCUCGCCGAGGGUCUGAAAAAUGGAAUGAAGUACUACAAGGAUUCGGACACACCUGGUCGUUGCUACAUGAAGAGAACUCUGGAUCUCAUGCAGAUGGAGUUCCGUUGCUGUGGCAACAAUAACUACAAAGAUUGGUUUGAGAUCCAGUGGGUGAGCAACCGUUACCUGGACUUCAGCUCCAAGGAAGUCAAAGAUCGAUUCAGCAGUAAUGUGGACGGAAAAUAUCUAAUGGAUGGAGUUCCCUUCAGCUGCUGCAACCCCAGCUCACCCAGACCCUGCAUCCAGCAGCAAAUAACCAACAACACGGCUCACUACAGCUAUGACCAUCACACAGAAGAGCUUAACAUCUGGAAACGUGGUUGCCGGGAUGCCCUCGUCUCUUACUACGGUGGAAUGAUGAACACUAUCGGGAUACUUGUGCUGCUGGUUACCGCUCUGGAAGUUGCUGUAAUGAUUGGCCUUCAGUACGUGAACACCUCUCUGUCCACACUGGUGAAUCCUGAAGACCCUGAGAGUGAGAGCGAGGGCUGGAUCCUGGAAAAAACUGUCAAAGAAACCUUCACGGACAUCAUGGCUAAGAUGAAGGGCAUGGGCAAAGGCAAUCAAGUGGAUGAGGGGGCACAGGAAGGGGGUGUGGCCACUGUGAGCUGAACAAGCCUCACCCAUCAGAACUUUGGUCACGCCCAUCCGAGUUAGAGUGCUUUGGGAAAUAUAUCAUUCACUCUACACAAAGUGAAGACAAACCCAGUAAACUUGUUGAGAAAAUAAAAUGUGAAUACACACUCAUAAUAAAUUAUAGUUUAAUUGGUGUAAUAGAAAAUCAAUAUUAUGUUGAAAUCCAUAUAUAAAUUUAAUGCAUCGAAGGCAUUUUUUAUUUAAUGCAUCAAAUGCAUACAAUUUGAUUUGUACUGAAUUGUCAAAUGUAAAGGUUACAUUUUUUAUUUAUUUCUUGUUUGAGUUAACAUUCACCCCAAGGCUGGCAAGUCAAGGCUUUAUGAAAAGAUAAAGAAAACAUCCCUCACCCCGACCACAAUACAGUUAGUCCUUUUAUAAUUUAUUUAAUGAUAUUCCCUUAUUGUCAUGUUUGAAAAGUGUGACAAAGAAAAAAAAGUCAAUUUAUAACAAACAAAAGACGCUAGAGAGACCUUGUUCAGCGUUUUGGCUAGAGCUGGAUGGAAUGAACACAAAUAUAUAUAUUUGAAUUUAUGAAAAAGUUGUGAUUCUUUAUAAAAUGCAGUAAAAGGGUAAAAAUUAAUAUUCAAGAUAUAAUUUUGUGGCCUACCUGAUGUAUCCUCUGUUAGACGAUUUGCCAUAGUCUGAGUCGACUAGAAAAAUCAAAAAUGAUUAAAGUUCAACACCUGGUACCAAAAUAUUUGAUCAGAGGCUGACUUUGCAGGUUUAGGAGACUAGCAACGUUUUAAGCCCCAAAAUGUGCUAUGGUACAGAGGAAUAACCAGGUACAGGGUGGGUGGCGGGGGUGCUUGAGAAGGCCCCUGAAGCUCAGAAGAAAGCUUAAGUUUGGCAGCUAAACCCUGACCUGUGACUUCUGGAAUCUCCUGUGUUUUUACACCUGCACGUUUACUCCAUUUACUGUCCCAGGCCAAAGUCUGAAACUCACACGAACUUGUAAUUAUUUGUAAUUAUUAUA
Messenger RNA from Triplophysa dalaica, 2622 nucleotides. It is a transcript of the gene prph2a, whose product is annotated as peripherin 2a (retinal degeneration, slow). Lineage: Eukaryota; Metazoa; Chordata; Actinopteri; Cypriniformes; Nemacheilidae. Gene Ontology annotation, biological process: visual perception. Gene Ontology annotation, cellular component: membrane. The record is from RefSeq and is a predicted model, not a curated record. The transcript is spliced from 3 exons. The coding region runs from base 588 to 1625 and encodes 345 amino acids.